Molecule: messenger RNA, 6912 nt
Organism: Columba livia (rock pigeon)
Lineage: Eukaryota; Metazoa; Chordata; Aves; Columbiformes; Columbidae
Gene: ERC2
Product: ELKS/RAB6-interacting/CAST family member 2
Exons: 24
Coding region: 557-3634 (1025 amino acids)
Biological process (GO): regulation of synaptic plasticity; maintenance of presynaptic active zone structure; neuromuscular synaptic transmission
Cellular component (GO): cytoskeleton of presynaptic active zone
Molecular function (GO): structural constituent of presynaptic active zone
Source: RefSeq, a predicted model, not a curated record
GGGACUGGAACCCGCGGGCCCGAGCUGAGCAGACAGCCACACGCUCCGAUAACGCGCUGUGCUCGCAGCCCGUGCGCCGCGCUGCCAGCGCUUGCUGCUGCCCCCGGCGGCCCGCCCGGCGCUGGCGGAGCCCCGGCUGCUCGGGAAUGCUGGGAAUGUUGAGUCAGGGACUGGCAACCGAGAGCGCCGGGCUCGCAGCUGACUGAGGGAGAGCCGCUGAGGGCCGGGAAGACGAGGGACAGGGGCGCACGAACCCCCCCCGGCUGCAGCAGGUUCCCUCUGUUCCUCCCCUGCAGGUGUGCGGUGGGUCCCGCUGUCCCCGCCGCCUCCUUCCUCCGCGCAAGGAGAUGUCAGCUGGACGGGAUGUGGAAUCCAGGCGAGGACGAGAGACAGAUGCAAUGAUUUGAAAGGUCUCUGGCUUUGGAGGAACAAUAGUUUUUUGCCUACUAGAAGAAUGCAGUGAAACUGCCAAUAUUUCUAACUGGAAUUAUAGAUUUAAUAUUCAAAUUUAGUGUUACUAAUUUAUUAAAAAAUAGUACCUCAAAGUAUAAGAAAAAUGUAUGGAAGUGCAAGAACAAUCAGCAACUUGGAAGGAAGUCCCUCCAGGUCUCCUCGUUUGCCAAGAUCUCCUCGCCUGGGCCACAGGAGAACAAGUAGUGGAGGAGGAACAGGUAAGACAUUAUCAAUGGAGAACAUCCAGUCCCUUAACGCAGCCUAUGCAACAUCUGGACCAAUGUAUCUGAGUGACCAUGAAGGUGUAGCUUCUACUACUUUCCCAAAGGGCACAAUGACUCUUGGAAGGGCUACAAAUCGAGCUGUAUAUGGUGGUCGAGUUACAGCUAUGGGGAGCAGUCCUAAUAUUGCUUCAGCUGGACUUUCGCACACAGAUGUUCUUUCUUAUACUGAUCAGCAUGGAGGUCUGACCACAUCUUCACACCAUCACCAUCAUCAGGUUCCUUCUAUGCUGAGACAGGUUAGAGAUAGUACCAUGUUAGACCUGCAGGCUCAGCUUAAGGAUCUACAGAGGGAGAAUGAUCUCCUCAGAAAAGAACUAGACAUAAAGGACAGCAAGCUGGGGUCCUCCAUGAAUAGCAUCAAAACUUUCUGGAGUCCCGAGCUAAAGAAAGAAAGAGUAUUGAGGAAAGAAGAAGCAGCCAGAAUGUCAGUUCUUAAAGAACAAAUGAGAGUUUCCCAUGAAGAAAAUCAGUUUUUGGAUGCCAGGAGAACAAAGCAUCUGCAAUUGACAAUCCAGGCACUUCAAGAUGAGCUUAGAACCCAGAGAGACCUUAACCAUCUUCUCCAGCAAGAAAGUGGAAACAGAGGGGCCGAGCAUUUUACCAUUGAGCUCACAGAGGAGAAUUUUCGAAGACUUCAAGCAGAACAUGAUCGACAAGCUAAAGAGCUCUUCCUGUUGAGAAAAACGCUAGAAGAAAUGGAGCUUAGGAUUGAAACACAAAAGCAAACACUGAAUGCCAGAGAUGAAUCAAUAAAAAAGCUUCUGGAAAUGUUACAAAGUAAAGGUUUGCCAUCUAAAGGAAUGGAAGAUGACAAUGAGAGAACUCGAAGGAUGGCAGAGGCUGAAUCUCAGGUUAAUCAUUUAGAAGUGAUUUUAGAUCAGAAGGAGAAGGAAAACAUGCAUCUUAGAGAGGAAUUACAUAGAAGAACGCAGCUUCAACCUGAGCCAGCAAAGACGAAGGCUCUGCAGACAGUUAUUGAAAUGAAGGAUACAAAAAUAGCUUCACUUGAGCGCAAUAUAAGAGAUCUUGAAGAUGAAAUACAGAUGUUAAAGACAAAUGGAGUUCUGAAUACAGAGGACCGAGAAGAAGAAAUCAAACAAAUAGAAGUUUACAAGAGUCACUCAAAGUUCAUGAAAAAUAAGAUUGACCAACUGAAACAAGAACUCUCAAAGAAAGAAUCAGAACUUCUUGCCUUACAAACUAAGCUUGAAACCCUUAGCAAUCAGAAUUCAGAUUGCAAGCAACACAUUGAAGUGCUUAAAGAGUCACUUACUGCCAAAGAACAGAGAGCUGCCAUACUUCAGACAGAGGUUGAUGCCUUGCGGUUACGAUUGGAAGAAAAAGAAACCUUUCUGAAUAAAAAAACAAAACAACUUCAAGACCUCACAGAAGAGAAAGGAACCCUGGCUGGAGAAAUUCGAGAUAUGAAAGACAUGUUGGAAGUAAAAGAAAGAAAAAUUAAUGUCCUUCAAAAAAAGAUUGAAAAUCUACAGGAGCAACUUAGGGACAAAGACAAACAACUAACUAAUCUGAAAGACAGAGUGAAGUCGUUACAGACGGAUUCUAGUAACACAGACACAGCACUGGCAACCUUAGAAGAAGCUCUAUCAGAAAAGGAAAGAAUAAUAGAGCGCUUGAAGGAGCAGAGGGAGCGAGAUGACAGAGAAAGGCUUGAAGAAAUUGAAUCUUAUAAAAAAGAAAACAAAGACCUGAAGGAGAAAGUUAAUGCUUUACAAGCUGAACUGACAGAAAAAGAGUCUAGUUUAAUCGAUCUCAAAGAACAUGCAUCUUCAUUGGCAUCAGCAGGGCUGAAAAGAGACUCCAAACUUAAAUCUUUAGAAAUAGCCAUAGAACAAAAGAAAGAAGAGUGUAGUAAGUUGGAAGCGCAGUUGAAAAAGCAAGCUGAGCAGUUGUUCAAUCAGAUGUACAAUCCAAUGCCAAUUAGGAAUAAUGGGAAGCAAGGGGCUCACGAGGCUGAAGAGGAUGCACGGAUGAAUCCAGAAUUUGCAGACAGAAUGAAACAGCUUGAUAAAGAGGCAUCUUACUAUAGAGAAGAAUGUGGCAAAGCUCAGGCUGAGGUUGACAGACUUCUAGAAAUACUCAAGGAAGUAGAAAAUGAGAAGAAUGACAAAGAUAAGAAAAUUGCUGAGUUAGAAAGCUUGACUUCCAGACAUAUGAAGGACCAAAACAAGAAGGUUGCCAAUCUGAAGCACAAUCAGCAAAUGGAGAAAAAGAAGAAUGCACAGUUGUUGGAAGAAGUUCGCAGGCGAGAGGACAAUAUGACUGACAACUCCCAACAUUUACAAGUAGAAGAGCUGAUGAAUGCACUGGAAAAGACUAGACAAGAAUUAGAUUCUACCAAAGCUCGUCUUGCCUCAACACAGCAGUCUUUGGCUGAAAAAGAAGCACAUCUGACUAACCUGAGAAUAGAGCGAAGAAAACAGCUUGAAGAAAUUCUAGAAAUGAAACAGGAAGCUUUACUUGCUGCAAUUAGUGAAAAAGAUGCAAACAUUGCCUUGCUUGAGCUGUCUGCUUCAAAGAAAAAGAAGACUCAAGAAGAAGUAAUGGCUCUUAAACGAGAGAAGGACAGAUUAGUACAUCAGUUAAAACAGCAGGUCUAUAAAAAUAGGAAACAGCCCCUGAGCAUGAACUUAUCAUCCACUCGUGAUGUUGACUUCAUCACAGACAUUCCAGCCAAGUACCUCUGUUCCAGCCAUGAUGCACGCAUGUCUCAGACACAAAACAGAAUGAAACUGAUGGCAGAUAACUACGACGAUGACCAUCAUCACUACCACCACCAUCACCACCACCACCACCAUCGAUCUCCUGGGAGGCCACAACACUCCAACCACAGACCGUCUCCAGAUCAGGAUGACGAGGAGGGUAUAUGGGCAUAGCCGUUCCUAUAAACCAAAGUUCCAGUUUUGUUUUGAGGGAUGAUCCAGUCACUGUUGGAGGCACAUAGCCACGGCAAAAUCUCAUGCUGUACAUUGAUCACCUGUCCAACCUUUGCCUAGAGUGUGAUCCCCAGUUCCUUCAAGAGGUCCAUCUUUACCUGUCUAUAAAGAAGAAGAGGAGGAGGGAGACAUCUGGGAUAUUCAAGUAUCAAAGUUUAACACCAGAGCAGAUCCCAGCGCUGAGGAAUGUCCGGCUUUCGUCGUAACAGAGUUUUUUAGUUCCAUUUGUCAGAGGAACUAGUGAAAGAGGAAGAAAAAAAAGAAGCACUGGAAGGUAAUGAUGAUAAUCUAUUGCAUUGGAUCUCCAAACAUGACCAUGAUAUCCUGGAGAAGAUCACAGGUGCAGAAGUGAAUGCUAAGGUUGAUAUCUAAUGAAAUGCUGCAUUAAUUGGUAUUUUCUCCAUUAUUUUUUGUAGUCUACUAUGAAAUUAGAUACUUUGGAAAAUAAUGGAGACUCAAGUAGAAAUUAAGAGCCUCAGUUCUGUUCUUAAUGGAUCUUGCAAGUUGUUCUGUUUUCACAAAGAAACCAUCUGUCCAGAAUGUUAUUUUUUAAUGAAGUUCAGUUAAACAGGUUAUUUAACUAAAUUUUGGUAAAUUGAUAUUGAUUUCAAUAAAUAAUUCAGACUCUCUUAGGUGUGGUAUCUGCAUUUGCUGAUUUUACCUUGUCUAUUCUAAAGUAUCACUUCUGUUGCACUAGAUUAUCAGGGAGGUCUUAGUAAAAUACUAUAUACAGGUGUUGGCAUUAAUCUUACCCCUAGUUAGAUGUGGGCUUUUCCAAAAAGUAAAACCCAAGCCUUUACCCUCCUCUGUUUUCUUAUAUCUACUGAUAAAAGAAUAAUUUAAAAAACAAAACAAAACAAAAAGCAAAAAACAUUGAUAGUAUAACCGGUGUUAAGCUCUGGGCCAGGUUGGAAAUGAAAUCAAUUUUUGGUACUAAUAACUGAUGACAAAUAUUAUCUUUAUGAAAAUAUGGUGUGUGUCUCUGACAAUGCAUAGGACAUCUAAUUUGAGCAUAAAUAUAAGAUUAUAUACAAGAUGUGUCUAUUACUAGAUGGUAAAAGCUUGAGGUGUAUAUAAAUACGUAUGUAUGUAUAUAUCUGGACAUAUACACAAGGAUGUAUCAACCUUUUACCAUCCAAAUGCAUACAGGUUUUCAACAGUAAAAGCUGGGACUCUUUAAAAAAAAUAAAAAUAAAAAUAAUUAAAAAAAAUAAAAAUAAAAUAAAAAGAUUGCUGUGAAUACAGUAUAUGCACUAGGUCUCCUGUAAGUGAGGAACUGUUUGUUAUUGUUUUCUGCAUUGAAAAACAGUCUCCAACAUGGAUCCCAAUGAAUCUUAGAUGUUAAAGAAGAAAAUACCAAUGAACAAAUAGCACUAAAAGGCUGUUUGUCUCAACAACAUGUAUCUAGUAAAAUGAAUUUAAAGCACAUGCAAGGAAAAAUAAAAAUGUGAAGUCCUUACAUUCAGUGAGAGAAUAUAACUGAUAGUCAAAUCUCUGCCACUUCUUGAGGAGAGGAUCCGUACAACUCCACGAACAUUUUUGGUCAGUCUGGCAAACAUGUGCAAAUGUGUGGCUGUUUUACUGAGGCAUCUUUUUGUCCAUGGAAGAAAUGCUUCCAUGCUGAUGGGAGUGGGAAUAGAAUAUCUGCAUUUUUAAAGGACAAACAAUAAAUUUAAGCAUGGGUGGCCUUAAUCCUUAGUAGUUUUUCUUUGCUGCUGUAAAAAAGAGAAAUCUAAAUGGAUACUCCUGAAGUCUUGCACUGAAUUUAGAAAAAUUAUUUUUUGAACCUGUGGUGCAAUUAACCCUAAACAUCCUACAUGAGCCAUACAUAUAGUAACUCCUUUAAAAUUGUUGUCUAGAGAUGAUAUUUUAUUUAUUUGUACCAUAAUUCUUGGUGCAAUCAAAGAGCAAUUUAUUUGAGCAGGAGUCCUGCUGGAUGCUACUGUCUUCAGUAAAUAGAGUAAAAUGUGUAGAAUUAGUAUAGCAUAGAUAAUUCCAAUUUCAUUCAUGUUUAAAAAGUUUGUCCUUUAACUAUCAAUGGCAUUUUAGAUCUUUGUUUUUGAAACAGCAAAGCUUUUGGGAGUGUAUAUUUAGCACAUAUGACAAAUGUUGCACUUGGAAACUCAGACAACAAAACUCAUGACAAAUUUGUUGUCACAGUAGGGGACAAUCGUCUGUGUCUCUUACGGUCAGGUCUUUACCUUAACUCUGCAACUGAAUACUUGAAGUAGGAAAUAAACCGGGGGGGGUGGGAAGGGAAACAGGGUCACAGAUACAAAGCUGUAUAGUUAGAUAUUUAUAUGUAUGUGCCAAUUUUGUCACAGAUAUUAUUUUAGGGGCAUUUUUGCUCCACUCAUAUUGGUGAGAGUAUUGAUCAAAACUUUUAUCAGGGCCUACAAGUUAGCCCCUAAAGAGGAAAAUUUUGUCUAACAUUGCUUUUUUCUUUCCUUUUUUUUUUGUUUCCUUUUCAUUUUGUGUGUUACUGUAUGAUGUUUGGAGAAAAUCCUUUCAUAUGCUAAAAUAGAAUCUCGGGGUUUACAAUAAACACUGUGAUGUUGGGAAAUAUUUUAUUUGAGCAAUGUUUGGUAGGUUUUUUUUCCCCCUCUAAGUGUAAAGAAACAAAUCAACUUUUGGUUAACAUUUAAGAUGAUGAUUAUUAUUUUAAUGUGAGAUCAGUCUUGUACUGCGCAUUCUUUCUUUCCUUUAAAUGUACAGUAUGAAUUUUGUAUUUAAUGAAUUUUGUGUAUCUGGUAUGCACGUACCUGCACAUUGACUUUCAUUUGAAAGUGGGUUUCAAUUUACUUUUUAAACAGUGUUUAUGAAAAGACCUCAGAUGUGUUGACACAAAGUAUAUCUGCAGUGUUUUUUUUGUGUGUGUAGGGUGACGUUUGAAUGUGAAGUUCUGCAGCAAUGGGUCAGUAUUCCCUAUUUACCUUAGAUCCUCAUUUGAUAGUGCUGCUUGUAAUAUUUUUUUCAAGUGAGUGGCAUGUUCUGGAUUGUGAUAUUGAUAUAUGGUUAAGGAUAUUGAUAUGAAACUAAGGAAUUCCUAGAAAUUACCAGUGGGCAUGUAUUAGACAGUCAUUGUAAUUUAAUGUCUAGUAGAAGUGUAAAGUACCAAGGUAUUUAGAGUUCAUAACAUUGUUAUCAUGUGUAUGGGAAGUAUUUAGUGUUGAUCAGCUUAUUUAUAUUCAUCAAAUAAACUUUGUUUCUUUCUGAAA